This is a messenger RNA of Phragmites australis (common reed), 1544 nucleotides long. RefSeq lists its product as uncharacterized. The transcript is spliced from 6 exons. Lineage: Eukaryota; Viridiplantae; Streptophyta; Magnoliopsida; Poales; Poaceae. Gene Ontology annotation, cellular component: ribonuclease H2 complex. The coding region runs from base 179 to 595 and encodes 138 amino acids. Gene Ontology annotation, biological process: RNA catabolic process. The record is from RefSeq and is a predicted model, not a curated record.
AAACGAAACACGCUCAAGAAAAAGAUGGUGCCAUUGCCUGGAUUGUCCAGGGCCUUGUACUACUCUUGUGGCAGGCGCCGGCGGCGAGCUGUGGGCCUCAGAAACCCAGCUCUCCACUUCGGUCCACCCACAUCUCCUCGGGCUCGAGACACGCCAUCGGCCCAGUUCAGAGCCAGCCAUGGAGCAACCGAGCCCUCCGGCCGCCGGCGUCACGGCCACCGUCGACCUCCUCCAGGCGGCCGCCGACCUCGGGGUGCACCUCCUGCCCUGCGGCAUCAGGCAGAACGGCGGCGACCCCGUCUCCGACUACUUCAAGCCCAGGAGCACAGGUGCGGAGGUGGAGGGGGUGAGGGUGGAGGAGGUCUUCUUCCGCGGGAGGAAGCUGCAAGGCGCAACCCUCGCGCUCCCGGAUGGCUACCGAGGAAGGCUCUUAUGCAGAAACUACGCAUGCUGGGCUUCAGCUCCCGCGUUGGCUGUGUCCAUUCCAAGCACCCCAGCAUUUCAAGAACCUGUUGGUGGUUCCCUUCUUCAUGAAGAUUAUUGUUUUGAUGUCUUGGAGUAUUUGGACAGUGCGAAACGACUGGAUUUUCAAUGAUGUGGGUCCAACAGUGACAGCCUGCAGAGCAAAAUAUAUCCUUGAAUUCGCAAUGGUUAUCCAUAGGGCGAACUUAAGUUAUUUUCCUCAAAUAAAAGAAUGGCUAGAUUCCAUCUCUUAACGUUUUGUUUUCGGUUUCCUUUUUGUAUUAUUUUUUUCCUUUCUUAGAUCCAUGUACUUUAUUUACUAUCUUUUAAUAUAUAAAAACCAGUAGGGGCUUGUAUCUCCAUCUUCCCUCUCGUCAGCAGCAACUGGCGGGUGAUUGGAUUUCUGGGACAACGGCUGUAGAGCCGUGCCUUGCCUCGGUCAUUUGUGCUUUUCAGCAAGUCACUUUGUUAUGUAUUGGAGAAGAAGAGUGGAGGAAAGGAUCCACGGGACUUAGAUGGGGAGGUCAGCAAUUUUGUUUCCCGUUCAGAAUUCCAGAACAUAACCUACUGGAAUCAUGAUACCACGCCAUUGUUGCUAACACCAUGCACAAGGCAGUGACUGCUGAAGAGCUGGCUAACACGUCUGCCAUGCAGAAUCAGGACAACCGACCAAGAUUCAUUGCAUGGUGAUUAUGCAUUUUCCAUACGAUGUGACUUCAGCAUCGGGGAAAAAAUUCUGCAAUUCAAUCUCUAAUUUCGAGUUGGCGAAGCACCCUACCAAGCUAUCUAUCAAUCUAACAAGCAGCCUACAAUGUCGACCCAUCCAAUUAAGCAAUGAGCACUGAGAUGUCUCAAUUACAGUAGAGAAUAGCUGUGACGACGAGGUGCUCUUCUACAGAAAGACCAGUUCUCGGUGGCAUUGAAAACGGUUCAGUAAUUUAGCUUGGGGCUUAACUAUAGUGUUCGUUCCUGUAACACAUACCAUUCCUGUAUUAAUAACCUGUAGUGUUGUGACAGUGCCAGUGUUGCCUCUGUAUUUGUCUCGCCUUAAUAUGAUCGCGGAAAUGUAUUUCGAAGAAUCA